This is a messenger RNA of Rhodamnia argentea, 1698 nucleotides long. Its product is annotated as leucine-rich repeat receptor protein kinase EMS1. NCBI's taxonomy places the organism in Eukaryota, Viridiplantae, Streptophyta, Magnoliopsida, Myrtales, Myrtaceae. Bases 192 to 1316 code for a protein of 374 amino acids. Gene Ontology annotation, molecular function: protein kinase activity; ATP binding. Gene Ontology annotation, biological process: protein phosphorylation. The record is from RefSeq and is a predicted model, not a curated record. The transcript has a single exon.
CCCAGUCCGACUGGAAUGACUCAUCUUCCAUGAGGCAGCCAACGUUAACGGCGGCUCUUGCUGUUCUCAGCAGUCGUCUUCGUCUUCCUCGUUCUCUCUCUCUCUCUCUCUACUCAGUCGGCUUCUCUCGUCUCCUCCUCCUCCUCCUCCUCCUCAGGCUCGCCUCCGUCGUCUAACUAAAACUCCCUGAUAUGAACCCCAACCUCGAAGCAGUCGUCGCCGCGGCUGCGAGCUUCAUCGGCGUCUCCCUCUUCUUCGCCUUCCUUGCCUUCACCUGCGGCCGCCGCAAGCGGAACCGCGACCGCGGGGUCCGGGUCCAGACCCGCUCGAUCGCGAACCCGGGGGAGCUCUCGUCCAUCGCCGUCGACGAGAGCGCCUCCUUCGACCCCAAGCUCCGGAUCUCCAUGGACGAGCUCCGGAAGGCCACCAAGAACUUCCACCCCCAGCGGAUCAUCGGCGACGGCGGCUUCGGCCUCGUCUUCAAGGCCCGCCUCUCCAACGGCCACACCGUUGCCGUCAAGAAGCUCGAGCCCGACGCCUUCCAGGGGUUCCGCGAGUUCCGGGCCGAGAUGGAAACAUUAGGUAAGCUUCAGCACUCCAACAUCGUCAAAAUCCUCGGCUACUGUACGUCGAAUUCGGAUAGGGUUUUGGUCUAUGAGUUCAUCCAGAGAGGGAGCCUCGACCAGUGGCUGUACGACACCGCGUCGGCGUCGGAGAACGGCGACGUCUCGUUGUCGGGGCACUCGGUCGAGAGGUUGCCCCUGUCCUGGGACACUAGGAUAAAGAUAAUCAGGGGUGUGGCCAGUGGAUUAGCGUAUAUGCACGGAUUACCGACGCCGAUCAUUCACAGAGACAUCAAGGCGAGCAAUGUGCUACUGGAUGCCGAUUUCGAGGCGCACAUAGCUGAUUUUGGGCUGGCGAGGACAAUCGAGGCCUCGCAAUCCCAUGUGUCCACGCAAUUCGCUGGGACCAUGGGGUAUAUGCCGCCGGAGUAUAAGGAAGGGUUCACGGCCGCGACGGUGAAGGCCGAUGUGUACAGCUUCGGGAUUCUGAUGUUCGAGAUCGCGACGGGUCAGAGGCCCAAUUUGCCGGUGAUGGAUAAGGGAGAGCAGGUCGGGCUAGUUGUUUGGGCUCGGAACAUGGUGGAUGGGAACCGGCAGAUGGAGAUGGUCGACCCGGCCGUUCCCAGGGACGGUCUGGUCAAAGCGAGUGUGAAGGAGUUCUUCAACAUUGCGUGUAUGUGCACUAGCGAGCACGCCAGGAAAAGGCCAGAAAUGAGCCGAGUUCUCGAGUUAUUGGAGUCUGCAUUCGGAUGAAAGAGGCGGAAUCCAUGGAAAUAACAUGAAAUUACCCAGAAAGAGAUGGAAUCAAGGUCCAUCUUGUUGUUAGGCAAUGGUCUAGUUCUGGUGGCAAUUAGAGGGUACUCUGUUUUUUUGCCUCAAAUGAGAAAAUGUGAAUAGCUCCUGUAGAGUUGAUCGAGGUCUGAAGCAGGUAAUGACCUGCAGAUGCAGCUUCCUGUAAUUGUUAAUGGCUAUUGCAAGACUGUGUCGAUUGAUUGGGCUUGAUACCUAUUGUGAAUCCGGAUUUGCUGGAAUGCAGGUCUCCUGUUUGAGAUAGAUUGAAACAGAGAGUCUGGUUUCUUUGCUAUUUUCACAUGCUAAUGCAAGGAUCUUCUUCUUGGUGUCUGCAUCAUGUCAA